Messenger RNA from Coprinopsis cinerea okayama7#130, 1152 nucleotides. RefSeq lists its product as hypothetical. The coding region runs from base 1 to 1038 and encodes 345 amino acids. Lineage: Eukaryota; Fungi; Basidiomycota; Agaricomycetes; Agaricales; Psathyrellaceae. The transcript is spliced from 3 exons. The record is from RefSeq and is a predicted model, not a curated record.
AUGCCUGCCAAUAACCCUUUCGUCAACGCCAACGACCCCACCCAUGCCAGUUCCCGGUUCCCAGAUAUCUCGGGUGGUUCCACAUCCUAUCUCAACCCGAAUCAGCAACCACCGCAGGGCCAAUGGAUGAACAACGGAAACAUGUCCUAUCAACAACCAGCAUACACUGCCCAGUAUCAGCAGCAACAACCACAGCAGCAACAGUAUCCGCAGCAGUCCUAUGGCGGAGGCGGCUACAUGAGCCCUACUGGAAUGCCUCAGGGACAGUACGGUGGUGGUAGUACAGGCCAAUUCCAACCUUCGAGUUCAUUCGGACAACAGCUUUCAGCUCAUAUGAGCGGGACCAACUAUGGCUAUCUCAACGGACAGCAGACGGGCGUUCCGCAGCAGCAGCAGCAGUUGGGUCCUGCGCAGGCACAGAUCGCCAAUAACCCGGGAUAUGUAGCCCAAUUCGAUCCUUAUGGUCCGUUGAGCCAGUGGGAUGGGACUAGUGGCCAGCAGCAACAACAACAGCAACAGAUGCAGAUGCAGCAACAGCAGCAACAACAAUACCAGCAACAACAGUCAUACCAGACUGGCUAUAACGACGGGAGUUACCUCAUCUCCCCUGUUGGACCUACCUCAGGUGUAUCGCCAACAGGAGAACCGCAUCCCAGAGAGUUCAUUCGCCUACACAAGGCGCAGCUUGACAAGUGGGAUGCUGUCGCGUGGAAGCAGCUCCUCAAUACGUUCGAGGCGCUGAAGAAGGCAUGGGAAGCUCGGAAGACAGCUUGUUCGAAUCAACUCCAGUCGUUGAAAAGCCAACUCAACUUUGCGGGCUAUUAUCAACAACAAGUUCAGGCCGAGAUUGCUAGGGUGGAGCAGUUGACGAAGGAGGCGGAUUCCAUGGCUGACUCCGUUGCUGCUUCGACUUUCCAGAUGCAAGAAGUCUUCUCUGGUUAUCGCCAAUCAGGCGACUCGUCAAGCAAGAUGCGCGUCCGGGAGGCAACCAACGCUGCCGUCAGGAGUCUUCCUGACUGGCCCCCAUCCAACAUUUGAUCGACCCCAUGUCAGUUUCACAACUAGAUACCUUUUGGGACUGGGACUGGGAUUGGAACGAGGGCUUUGAACCCCAAUGGCUCUAUAUGUGUGUGCCCUAAUUCACGGACUUUU